AUGUCGACCUCACCCCUGCUCUGCCUGGGUUCUACUGCAAGAACAAAGGCCACCGGCCUCUGUACCUUUCCUUCCACAGGUGACGAAUGGGCGCAUGUCGGCGGGGUCAAGUGCGAGGACCGGUGUAAAGAGAUUGGCAAGGAGUGGCGCAAGCAAGAAGAGAAGAGGCAGAAGUCCCUGACGGCGGCGUUGAAGAAGAAGAAGGAACUGGUGGCCGAGGCCGGGAGAUUAACGAAGCAAAUCGAAGACCAGAUUGCCGACCUUGAAGCGGAAGCCGGGGCGCAGGAGAUCAAGAUCCGGGACCUGGAAGCCCAGCUCGAGAAAAUUCAGAAGGAGGAGCGUGGUAAGGCUCUGAAAAAGAAGGGCAAGGUCAGCCAGCUCGCGGGGCAGGCGAAGAACCGUGUUGAGGAGCUUCGAAACGCCCUGGUGGACGUUCGCAAGCAGAGAGACGAGAGCCGUGCUCGAGUGAAAGAGCUUGAAGAGAUCCUGUCCAAGUUUAAGGUUGAGUACAAUCCCAACUUCAACGACGAGGGUGUCAAGCGCGCCGUGCGCAGCUGGGAGGAGUAUGCUGCCAGGGGAACCGCCGGGGAUUACAGCGGUGAUGCAGCCCGGGAACGGGAUCUGGAUGAGAUCUCCAAACCGGACAGCGAGACCUCUGGUAUCAACUGGGAACAGUGGGAGAACGAGGAUGAUGGAGAGGGCGAAGCCGAUUUGGUUUCCAAACUUCUCUCCUACCUCCCGUCAUCCUUGGCCGAACGUAUCCAAGGAAAGCUGCAUCCCGAGAGCGGCGCAGAAUCCGAGUCAAAGGCCGUGACCGACGCUCGUAACGCGCUGAACUCGGAAAAAUCCACGCUCACGGGCACCCGCAACUCGAUCAACAACCACAAGGCCGAUCUGGAAAAGGACUACGGCCCGGACGGCGUCUUCCGCCCUCUGAAGGGCGUCUGCAUCUCGCGGGACUCGGGCGAGUACACGUACGAGCACUGCUUCCUGGAGAAGACGAAGCAGAUCCCCAAGAAGGGCGGGGCGACGGUAACGAUGGGCAACUUUGUGCGCAUCGGCACGACUUCUGUCGACGAGGUCGACAGCUUCUCGGGCGAGAUCCGGCAGGUGGAGAAGACGGCCCUCGAGUACGCCAACGGCCAGACGUGCUGGAACGGGCCGGCGCGGUCGACGACCGUCAUCCUGGAGUGCGCCGAGGAGAACGAGAUCCUCAAGGUGACCGAGGACGAGAAGUGCGUGUACUCGAUGAUCGUGACGACUCCGGCGGUGUGUCAGGAUGGAAAUAAUCAAAAUGGAACUGGCAAUGACGCAAAUACCACCAAAGAGCACAAGGAUGAACUUUGA
Rasamsonia emersonii CBS 393.64 is the source of this 1347-nucleotide messenger RNA. RefSeq names its product Protein kinase C substrate. Bases 1 to 1347 code for a protein of 448 amino acids. NCBI's taxonomy places the organism in Eukaryota, Fungi, Ascomycota, Eurotiomycetes, Eurotiales, Trichocomaceae. The record is from RefSeq and is a predicted model, not a curated record. The transcript has 3 exons. Gene Ontology annotation, biological process: N-glycan processing. Gene Ontology annotation, cellular component: glucosidase II complex.